AUGUCGCAGGAUCGAAAUUUUGAGCUGGGCUCACCCAGUCCUCGAUACGACCCAGACGUUGGUCGGAGCUCAAGACAACACCUGAGCUAUGACGCGCCCGCCGACUACAGUAAUGUCGAUGAUGCCCUGGCUCCAGGAAGUCAUCCAGAUCCCCUCGACACGAGUGCCGCGCAGCGUCGCCCUUCACGCAGGCUGUCUUCUGCGGCUUUUCAGGGCGACUAUGAUGUCCCCGACUCGUAUGUCAACAUAGCCGAGAACAUUGACGUUUCGCCCAUCCAGAAUCCCUAUGAAGACUCUGUAUACCAGCACCACAAUCUGGAGCAGGUCAGGAGUCAGGAGCGCAGGUAUUCUCGCGAGCAAAGUAUUGCUCACCCAGAGCCGGAGGGGGCUCCGGAACCCAAGCACGAGGUGUCCCGGCGAACCACGCAGUUUUACACUGUCUCCUACUUGAUCUUUUUUUCCAUCCUUGGUACCCUCGCCCGACUCGGCCUGCAAGCCCUCACGAAAUACCCCGGCACGCCCAUCAUCUUUCCCUCUAUUUGGCCCAACUUCGCUGGCAGCUUAGUCAUGGGCUUCCUCUCGGAAGACCGCAUGCUCUUCCGUGGCGCCCAGGACGGAGACGCCGACUACCCCGCAAGCGACACCAGCUCAGCUGCAAAACGAGCCCAUGCCGCCCGCAAGAAGACAAUCCCUCUUUACAUCGGCCUAGCGACCGGCUUCUGUGGCUCGUUUACCUCCUUUUCGGCCUUUAUUCGCGAUACCUUCCUUGCGCUCGCCAACGAUCUCCCCCCCCACAUUGCAACGCCCUCUCGUAACGGGGGCUACUCCUUCCUCGCGCUUCUUGCCGUCCCCAUCACGACCAUCUCCCUCUCCCUGGCUGGCCUCUUUGUGGGAGCACACCUCGCCAUCGCUCUCUCCUACUUCCUCUCCCCCUCAGCUAUCAUCAUCCUUCCCCCGCGCGCACGUACCCUCCUCGAUCAUGCCGCCGUCCCGCUGGGAUGGGGCUGCUGGCUUGGAGCCGUGUUGAUGUCGGCUCUACCACCAAACGGCCACGAUGCCUGGCGCGGACAGGCUACGCUCGCACUGGUGUUUGCCCCGCUAGGGUGCUUGGUGCGGUUCUGGGCGAGUUUGAAGCUGAAUGGCCGGUUUACGGCAUUCCCUUUGGGAACAUUUGUCGUGAAUGUGGCUGGGACAGCGGUGCUCGCUGUUAUGUGGGAUCUGGAACACGUGAGGGCUGCUGUUGGGGAGGAGGUGAUAUCUUGCCAAGUGUUGGCGGGCGUGCAGGAUGGGUUUUGUGGGUGUUUGACGACAGUGUCGACUUGGGUUGGAGAGUUGGCGGCUCUGAGGAGGAGGCAUGCGUAUGUGUAUGGUGUGGCGAGUGUGCUCAGCGGGUUUGCGUUGAUGGUUGCUAUUGCUGGGGGGGUUAGGUGGAGUGCCAUUUUUGAAGAAGGGUUGUGCAGCUAG
This is a messenger RNA of Thermochaetoides thermophila DSM 1495, 1464 nucleotides long. Its product is annotated as putative UPF0695 membrane protein. The transcript has a single exon. The record is from RefSeq and is a predicted model, not a curated record. Gene Ontology annotation, cellular component: membrane. Lineage: Eukaryota; Fungi; Ascomycota; Sordariomycetes; Sordariales; Chaetomiaceae. Gene Ontology annotation, molecular function: fluoride transmembrane transporter activity. The coding region runs from base 1 to 1464 and encodes 487 amino acids. Gene Ontology annotation, biological process: fluoride transmembrane transport.